AUGUUGGGGGAGCUCCUCUCCAAGAUCCUGCUGCUCCUGUUCGGGUACGCCAUGCCGGCGUUCGAGUGCUUCAAGACGGUGGAGACGCGCCCCAACGACGCCCACAUGCUCCGCUUCUGGUGCCAGUACUGGAUUAUCGUGGCCAUGGUGAUAGCUGUUGAGAGCGUGAUCUCUUGGAUGCCAAUGUAUUCAGAAAUGAAGCUAGCUUUCUUUGUCUACCUGUGGUACCCCAAAACUAAGGGAAGUGAUGUUGUAUAUGACACCUUUCUUCGCCCCAUAGUGAUGCAAUAUGAACCGAACAUCGAGCAGAGAUUGCUCCAUCUCAGGGCAAAAUCUGGGCAGCUAAUUUCCUUCUACAUGAAGAAUUUUGCGGAUAAAGGAACAGCCUUCUUCAUGGAUGUCCUCCGUUAUGUUGUAUCUGAGAAACCUGAAGGAUCCAAUGCAGAGCUAAGGAACAAGAAGUCCGGCUGGAGCCCCUUCGCGACCAAGCGCCGGCCACCAUCGCCGCCGCCGGAGCCCCUCUUCGACAGCAACCCAGACGCCGCUUUGCUGGCCGAGGCCCUGCGCGGCGCCAUCGGCGCCAGGCCCCGGCGAGGGUCCAACGACAAGCAUUACUAG
Miscanthus lutarioriparius is the source of this 618-nucleotide messenger RNA. The record is from the annotation of a GenBank genome assembly. NCBI's taxonomy places the organism in Eukaryota, Viridiplantae, Streptophyta, Magnoliopsida, Poales, Poaceae.